Messenger RNA from Effrenium voratum, 1763 nucleotides. The record is from the annotation of a GenBank genome assembly. NCBI's taxonomy places the organism in Eukaryota, Dinophyceae, Suessiales, Symbiodiniaceae.
GGUACCUCUCCCAGGGUGCGUGGUUGGGCCCCAGGGGCGUCCGGCCCCCCGCUUUUUGCAUUUUGGACCCAUGGAGCCGGAAACCCCAUGGCCGCAGCUGCGGUUCCACAAGACCACCUUGCCGCCGCAUGCGGUGCAGCAUGCGGCGGGGACGACAUGGCGGCAGCGCGCUGCCAAGACAGCGAGCGGCAUCACGGGCCUUGCGGCCAUGCUGUUCAUCAGAAAUAGGGGCCUCAGGAAGCGCUGGGCCGUGCCGGGGGCGCUGGUGCGCCUGGCCUCGGCGGCCUCUUUGUCCUCGUCCCCGAGUUCAGCGCCCAGCUCGGAGCUGCAGGUGAGCAACCGGAGCAUCUACGUCCUGUUGAUCGUGUCCUGCUUGAGCCUCCUAGGGCUGACGAUGCCCUCGCCGGCGCUGCCGCUGAUCCGGAGCCACUUUGGGCUGGUGGACUGGCAGACGGGGCUGGUGUCCUCGUGCAUGUCCCUCGGCAUGCUGGCGGCGGUGGCCGUGUGGCCCAGCUACUCAGACACCCUGGGCCGCAAGAAGGUGCUGACGCUGUCGCUCUUCUGCACCGCGGGGCUGUUUUGUGGCCAGGUCAUGAAGCUGAAGCCGGGCAGCAGUUUUCAGGAGUUCCUGCUGAUGCGAUUCCUCACGGGGCUUUUCGCGGGGUGCAACCCCAUCUUCAAGGCCUACCUGGCGGACGUGGUGCCCUCCGAGCAGCUGCCGCGGUUCAUGGUCUUCCGGGAGGCCUCGGCCACGCUGGCCUUCAUCAUCGGCCCCGCGCUGGGCGGCUUCCUCUGCAUGGACCGUGGGCUGCAGGGCCCCUUCUUCGCCACGAUCUUGGCGCACCUGGCGGGGGCGCUGCUUUUGCUGGGCUUCGUGGAGGAAGCGCCGAGCAUACCGCCUGUGGAUGAGGGCAAGGCGCCGGAGGAAGAUGCGCAGGAGGAGGACUGGCCUCUCGCGCGCAAGGUCUUUGCCAUCUCCUUCUUCUACGUGGUGAGCCAGACCUGCUUCUCCUUCUUCAUGCCUUUGCUGCUGCACGACCUUUUCGGUUCCCAGCCCCAGACCAUCGGAGCCUUCCUCACCGGCACCAGCCUCGUAGUGUUCUUCUGCCAGGUGGUGGUCUAUAAGAGGCUGGAGAAGCGCUUCGGCCUGGAGGUGACCGGCGCGCUGGGCGCCGCGGCCAUCUUUCUAGGCCUGGUGACGCUGAGCCUGCGGCCGCAGCUGCUGCCGCUCGCGGCGGCCUUGUACGCCUUCGGGUCCGCGACCUUCCCGGCCACGGUGCCCACGCUGCUGGCGAAGAGCGUGUCCAAGGGCAACCGGGGCAAGGUGCUGGGCAUGGACUCAGUGAUCAACAACGUGGGCCGGGUGAUCACGCCCUUGGGUCUGGGGGUGCUCUACGGUAUCUCGCCCUCCCUGUGCUUCAUGGUGGGGGGCUGCGCCUCCUUAGUGGUUGUCCAGCUGCUGAGGGGUCACAUCGCCAAGAAAGGAAGAGAUACCUUGGACAUCAAGAUGUCAUCCAAGUAGCGUCUGCGCAGGAAAGGCUCGGAAUGGAAACAUCCGAGAUCUGCAGGUGGAUGGCUUCCCUUUGGUGCGCUUUGAUCGCUGUGGGUGCCUUCGCGUUCCGGCGCGCGCGCGCGCCGCGCGCGUCGCGCGUCGCGCGUGCCGCACCCGAAGGGUCGGACACGAGGCGGCCUGGGGAAACUUGGGUUGUGGGCCUAUGCGGUGCGAAAAUGGCACCCUCUGCGGCUCCGAGUCGAGACGCCUG